UUUAAAUAAAUCAAAUUAUUAUUUUUAUCUUAAUUCUAUGGUUAAUUAAAUUAGUAUUUAGUAUUUUUAUUAAAAUAUUAUUUUAAAAAUAAUAAAAACUAAAAUAUUAAAAAAAUUUAAUUUUAAAUACAAUUUAAAUCUAAAAUUUUAUAGCUGCACAUGGUGAAGGAAAACAUUUAGUUUUUUUGAUACGCCGCUCAAGCGAAGGGAAGCUGAAGCAACGGCUAGAGAUUGACAUCUUUAAAAAAUGUGAUAUGAGAUAAAAUCAUUGCGCUUGAACCGGACGGUUUUGCGGCGUCGUGUGGAAGCAUAUAGCUUGAUAGCUUCAUAAAUGACUUGACCACAUUUCAAUUCUGGAAUUGCAGUAGAAAUUAGACGUGUGCACACCAGGAUUGGAGAUGCAGCAGAAUGGUAGAAGAAGCACCUUGGGUUUAUAAAUCCUUACAAGAAGCACUUUGGUUUACUAAUAAAAAAAAAAAAAGAGUAACAAAUGGUAGUAAACAAAAUUGAAAAAAGAUAGAAUAAUAUUGAAGAAGAAAGAACAUGAAUUUUAAACGAAGGCUAUUAAAACCUCUUUAUGUUGAGUUUGAUCGGUGGAUCAAAAUUCAGACAAAUAACUUGCUCUGAUACCGUACUAAGUUAUUAACUUAUGAGGAUGAAUUGUAUUAUUAUACAAUAGGGCUAUAUGGAACAAACAACGAAUGAGAAGAUCAUAUUAUUUAUUAAGGAGAAUAUAUAAUGAAGUCUUUUUCAAAACAAAAUAUAUAUAUAAUGGAGUGAUUAUUGUGAAUUUUUUUUUGUCGGCGAUUAUUGUGAUUGAAUGGGUCAUAUGAGUUGUGAUUGACACACUUGCCUUGAUAAGAAUAUCUAUACAGGUAUCGCUUUGGAUGUCUUAUUAAACUAAUGGAUUGCACGUUUUAAUUUGUAAAUUUUAAAACCAAAAUAAACAGAAGACGCGUCGAUAUUGAACUUUAAAUGUAUACUGUGUUGAAGCCGCACCGACGCAUCUUGCUGCCAUGGUUCACACAUAUUUGGACAGGUCCGAUAUUGAACAUGAAUGAAUCUCAUGCAUUAAUAUUAUAUAUCCCAUAUAUUUCCAUGGAAACCUGAAAGUAAGUUUUUUCUUUCUGGUAAAACCUGAAAGUAAGUUAGUAACAUUAAUCUGGUCAGUCAAGAAGUUUAUUUAAGUUCAUACAUAUAUUUUUUGGACAGGCCGCUCAAAAAUUCUUUUGACCUUGUGUAUAACAUAAAAAUAUGAUGUUUUUUUUUUGGUAAAAAAAAUAUGAUGUUAAGUACUUAAAAGUUGUAUAUACUAAUAUUUUUUGAUAAAAUAACAAAAAUACGAUAUAUCAUGGCCCAUAUAAAUCAAGAAAAUCUUUGACUUUCUUGAUGAUUUUAGAAAACAUGAUUAUACAUGUUCACAUGAUUAUACAUGUUCCAUAACACUUUAAAUGGUUUUUAGAUAGAGAAAAUUUGUUUCAAAAUAAUUGAUUUUCUCACUAUUCUAGAUAAAAUUUAAUAUCAUUUGAACUUUAUGACCAAUUACAAAAUAUUGUGUUCUUAUUGAUUUAAUUAAUUUCAUUUAAUGAUAUUUUUAUGUAUUUAAAAUAAAUUAUAUAGAAAUUUGUAUUUUUUUAAUCUAUGUGUAAAAACUUUAAAAUUCCCUUAAUAGUAGAAGGAGUAAUUUUUUCCCCUCUGAUGUGUUUGAAAUAGAUGACUCCCAUUUAAACUUUAUAAACAUUUCACGCGAUUCACGUUUAGAUCAUUAGCGUGGUUCACAUUUAGAUUAUUAGCCACGUAGACUUCAAGCCAUGGAUAGUUCACGUGAUUCAUGUGCCAUGGAUAGUUCACCUGAUUCAUGUUAAUCUAAUUUGUCUUUUACAAAUUACAAUGAAAAGACAUAACUCUUCAUACAAAUAGAUUUUAAAUAAUGGAAAACACCUUUUUUAGAUGUGAAUAUACCUUUUUAUGAUGAAAAGAUACAUAUAGAUAGUUUUUCAUAUUGAAACCUACUUAGAUCUAAAUCUUGAUCUUUAACAACAGACAUCACAAACUUACCGCCGAGUAGCUCGCGAGACGUGCAUGCAGGUGCUAAUGUCUUUUUAGAUUUGAUACAACAUGACAGCUAUACAAUUUGAUAUUUGAUAUCAUAAUAUCAAAUAAUGAUAUUAUGACAAACAUGAUAUUUGAUAUCAUGAUAUCAAAUACAACAUGAUAUCAGAUAUGCAUAAACCCACUGAAAUGAAUUAUAUUUUAAAAAAAACGUAGCUACUCUCCGAUAAAUACACCCUCUCACAUCAAGCCAAACUCCCACACAAACAAAAACAAAAGGACAAAAGGAUAAAGAUGGGUUUCAUUGGUAAGAAUGUUUUGCUAACUCUCUUAGCACUCUGCUGCUUCAUUUCCUUUGUUUUCAGUACCACAGAUGAACCUCUAAUAAAACUAAUAACACCAUUGACCAAAGCUCCAAGAAAAACUCUCCUACCGUUAAAAUCUCCUACUGAGCGAUCAACCCUCCCACCGUUAAAAGUUCCUACCAAGCUACGAUCAAUUAUCCCACCCUUGAAAGCACCUACCAAGCUAUCAGCUCUCCCACCGUUGAAAGCUCCCACCAAAGCAUCAAUUCUCUCACCGAUGAAAGCUCCCAUCAAAGCACCAGCUCGCUCACCGUUGAAAGCUCCCACCAAAGCACCAGCUCGCUCACCGUUGAAAGCUCCCACCAAAGCACCAGCUCUCUCACCGUUGAAAGCUCCCACCAAAGCACCAGCUCUCGCACCGCUGAAAGCUCCCAUCAAAGCACCAGCUCUCGCACCGCUGAAAGCUCCCACCAAAGCACCAGCUCUCUCACCGUUGAAAGCUCCCACCAAAGCACCAGCCCUCUCACCGUUGAAAGCUCCCACCAAAGCACCAGCCCUCUCACCGUUGAAAGCUCCCACCAAAGCACCAGCCCUCUCACCGUUGAAAGCUCCCACCAAAGCACCAACUCUCCCACCGUUAAAACCUCUUAUCGAGCUACCAACUCUCCAACCACAAAAAGCUCCUAUCGAAUUUUCAACUCUUAUCAAGCUACCAAAUCUCCCACCAUUAAAAACUCCUAUCAAGCUAUGAACUCUCUGAUGAGACUAAAAGGGUUGGUGCUGACAAAGACAGUGAGAUGGAUGAGAGACGUCAAGUAGGAAAAGAAAAAACAAAUCACAAGUU
Messenger RNA from Brassica rapa (field mustard), 3201 nucleotides. Its product is annotated as non-classical arabinogalactan protein 31-like. The record is from RefSeq and is a predicted model, not a curated record. NCBI's taxonomy places the organism in Eukaryota, Viridiplantae, Streptophyta, Magnoliopsida, Brassicales, Brassicaceae.